AUGUCAUCAGAAGCUAGAUAUCCCUGCACAUAUAUCGAUUACUAUAUAUCUUACAACUUCAAUGCCACUUUCAAAUCCUCUCCGUCCAAACACAAACUUAAGAAUCAGGAAUUCUUUUAUUUAUUAAUUUUAUCUAACAUGGAUCCUAAAUCCUCAAACCUCCCACCCGAAGCUAUUGCUUUCGCCUCGAGAAUGUACGACGCUGCUAGAGCGGGGCAGAUGGAUAUUUUUCAACAAGCAUUGCCAGCGGGACUACCAGCUAAUAUGACGAAUGAAAAGGGUGACAGUCUUCUUAUGCUCGCAGCAUAUCACGGCCACGCCCCGCUCGUCAAACUCCUGUUAUCGCACGGCGCAGAUGCCAAUUCGCUGAAUGAUAGGGGACAGUCGCCUCUAGCUGGUGCGGUGUUCAAGAUGGAGUCUGAGGUGGUUGAGACGUUACUUGAGGGGGGAGCGGAUCCUGAUUAUGGGACGCCGAGCGCGAUGGAGGCUGUGAAGUUGUUUAAGCAGGAGGAGAAGUGGAAGGGAAGGUUUGAGGAGGCAAGGGGGAGGGGGAAGGCUGGUGGGAAGUAG
This is a messenger RNA of Lachnellula hyalina, 570 nucleotides long. RefSeq names its product putative ankyrin repeat protein. NCBI's taxonomy places the organism in Eukaryota, Fungi, Ascomycota, Leotiomycetes, Helotiales, Lachnaceae. The record is from RefSeq and is a predicted model, not a curated record. The transcript is spliced from 3 exons. The coding region runs from base 1 to 570 and encodes 189 amino acids. Gene Ontology annotation, molecular function: protein binding.